This is a messenger RNA of Dermochelys coriacea (leatherback sea turtle), 2362 nucleotides long. It is a transcript of the gene ZC2HC1B, whose product is annotated as zinc finger C2HC-type containing 1B. NCBI's taxonomy places the organism in Eukaryota, Metazoa, Chordata, Testudines, Dermochelyidae. The record is from RefSeq and is a predicted model, not a curated record. Bases 1 to 771 code for a protein of 256 amino acids. The transcript has 10 exons.
AUGAGUCAGAUGCAUGGAACAGCUUCCGGAAGUCAAGAAUUGCUAGUUUGUGAAACCUGUGGAAGACGUUUUGCACAAGAUGUUCUGUUAAGGCAUGAGCUAAUAUGCAAGAAAGUCUUCACCAAAAAGCGGAAGCCUUUCAGUUCUUUGAAACAGAGACUGCAGGGAACUGAAAUUCCCUCAGUGAAGAAACAGCCACCACCAAAGAAACAACCAGAAAAGAAAUCUAACUGGAGACAGCUGCAUGAGGACUUUAUUAAUGCUAUUCAAUCAGCCAAGCAAGUCACAAAAGCCAUGAAAGAGGGCCGACCCCUUCCUCCUCCUCCACCUCCAAGCAUCAAUCCAGACUAUAUUCAGUGUCCUUACUGCUUGAGAAGGUUUAACGAAGCUGCAGUAGAGAGGCACAUCAGUUUUUGCAAAGAACAAGCUACACGACGCAUUUCUGCACCAGGCCAGAAAGCAGGCAAACGGGCCCCGGGCAAGCAACAAAUGACUCAAAGGAGAGAACCAACCUUAACAAGUGCUGUGGAAUCACUGCUUCAGAACAGAGUCCAAGAAGCUGCCAUUGCAGGACCUGCUGUGCACUCCUCUGCUGGAAUGCCAGAGAGAACCAAAAAAACAUCCGGUGUACCCUCUGGAAAAAAUACUUCAGGAGAUUCUCGGGGACACCAUCCUGUGAACUUGCUGCCAGCUGAUGUGAGAGCAAUAUGCAAUCUCUGGUAUCCCUCUGGGGAGAGGAGACCAAGUCCAUCUGAAAUUGAUCAUAUGUAACAUCCUGACAUGUGACAAGGCAGCCAAGCAUGGCCAGCAUAGGCACCACUGAGACUGGCAAACAGGCCAUGAGAAGAUAAAGGAUCCAGAAACACAAGGCCCAGGAUGACUCCAACUGGUUUUGCUCAGAGCAGAAAACUUGCCCGUUUUUUAUAAUGAGCUGGACUGAAUCCUCAGAACUGAGACCAAUCUGCUGGUAGAUACUGCGCAGAAGCAUCUUGAGGCUUAAUUGUGAGGGAGACAGAGGAAGAAAAACAGUUGUUCCAUGGACCAGGAGAUGCCUGAUGCAUUGCUGGGAUCUCAGAAUCAAUUUAGUGGAUCCGGGAUCCCGACCCAGAAGCACAGAUGAAUGAUACCUGAGCCAGCUUGGGAGAAGGAGGAAUCUGGAACCGGGGGCCCGCUACUGCAGGCAUAAAUGAAACCCUCGCAAUGGAGUUGUCAGAUAAUCUAGAAAAAAAAAUACACAGGUAUGGGGCUAUAUACUGUACAGAAUACUGCUUCACACUUAUAUAGUACUUUACAUAUUCAAAGCUAUGUAGAGAUUAAUGUUCACACAAACCUGUGAAGUAGGUAAGUAUCGCUGUCCUCAUUUUAUGGAUUGGGAAGUGGAGCCAGAUGGGUGAAGUGACGCAGCUGGGAUGAGAAUUUGGGAGUUCUUGGUUCCCAGACUGGUCUCCCAAGCUCAGACAUUCCAAACACCCUUCUCAACAUAAUAACAUCGCUUUACAUCUCUUAACAUUUUCCUUCUAAUGACAUGAUAUCUCGAUCCUAAAGCAGCUCAGUCGCUAAAGUCUUUGCAUAAAAGAGAUGGUCUGUUGAGGCAAAUGGGCAGUGUGGGGGAAGCUAUUGUGUGAGUUGUUCUUGUCCUACAGAUGAACACGUCACUCUCUAGGGCUUUCCAUGGAGGCCUUCUUAAGAACACUAAAUUUACAUAAAAGAAAAUCUCCCCCUGAUCCCGCCCCAAACUCCUACUUUAAAAUAAAUAUGACACAAAUCUUUAGUAUUUGUAGUGUUCUGAGAUUCUAAAGAUAAAAAUUCUUACUGGAUACAUGACCUGUGGUGCCCUUAAUGAUUCAAUACAAAACAGGGCCUGUGUUUAGGCUGCUCCUACAUUAAAGCUUUUGGGAAUGUUAGAAGCUAUUUUGAAUUUAUUGACAGAAUUAAAAUACAUUACCUGAUUACCUUUUUCAUUAGAAUGUUUUAAUCAUCAUUACCUCCUGCCAUCUAGGAGCUCUACUGACACAGGUGAUUCAUGUUACUUUUUAUUUGAACUUGAAGCACUCUUCAUUAACUACAAGAAACUAGCACCCCCCUAGAAGGCACAAUGCUGUAUUUUAGAAUAGCUUGUAAGCAGAAGAAGCUAAUCAGCAACGGCAGCAAACUAAAAAUCACAGGAUCUUUGUGAAGUGGUUUACGGGAGAUGAAUGAACCCUGAAGGUUUUCUUUUGAAAAAAAAAAAAAACAGUUUGUAGUGUGGCAUCUUUUUUCCAAUUUGCACGAGUUCACCAUGCCCUGUCACUUGAUGGCACUUUGACACCUGAAGACUUUUAGAAAGGAACUAUAUACAAUUUACAAAAACAAACAAAACAAA